GGGGUGCGAGGCUGACGGCAAACCAGCGCGAGUGAAGCGCGAGGGCGGCGCCGGCACCGGGAAGACCCCUCCGCGCGAACCACGGCCGACCAGACCCGGGUCCCGGCUUCCGAGGCCCCGCCUCCUGGGCCUUGGGACUAAUCGGAUUGAGAGCGCGCCGGCCCGGACCGCGAACUCGCCAAUUGCGUAGGGCGUCAGCUACCGCCCAAUCCAGAGCAGACAGGUGCGAGGUCCGAAAGGCGGAGACCAAUCAGCAGCGGUUGCGGCCUGUUGGGGUCGGUCUCGACCAAUGAGGAGGCCCGAGUGACAUCCUCGCGCACCAAUCGGGAGUGAGAGAGCAUUCGUGCCUGCCCGCCCUUCCGGCCUGAGCUCUAUUUACCAGGGGCGUGCGGCCGGUUUACCAAUCAGAGCGCGGCUGAGCGGCCAAGCAGCCAACCCCGGAGGAGCGGCCGGCCGGCGUCCGCCGCACCCAAGAGUUGGGGAUGUCCUACAAACCCAUCGCCCCCGCCCCCAGCAGCACCCCCGGCUCCAGCACCCCUGGGCCCGGCACCCCAGUACCUACAGCCGGAAGUGUCCCAUCGCCAUCGGGCUCGGUGCCGGGAGCCGCUGCCCCUUUCAGACCCCUGUUUAACGACUUUGGACCGCCCUCCAUGGGCUAUGUGCAGGCGAUGAAGCCACCCGGAGCCCAGGGCUCCCAGAGCACCUACACGGACCUGCUGUCGGUCAUAGAGGAGAUGGGCAAAGAGAUCCGGCCUACCUAUGCUGGCAGCAAGAGCGCCAUGGAGCGCCUGAAGAGAGGCAUCAUCCAUGCCCGGGCCCUAGUCAGAGAGUGCCUGGCAGAGACAGAGCGGAACGCCCGCACGUAACAGGACGCAACUCCGCCACCGGGUCUGGACCUUUCCUGGCCACUGCAGAGCACCUGCUUCUCCCUGGCCUUCACCCCGAGUUGCACUUCCCAACCUGGGCUUCCUGUCCUGUGUCCCUUGGUGGGUGCCCUCCAGGAACCAGGGGGCGGCUCUCACUCCAGUCGACAGCACUGACUGGGACUCUUUCAAGAGUUAGCAGCGAGGUCACUGUGAGUCCCACCCAUGACCUGCCAACAGUGUUGAUCCAACUGGAGCUUGCUCCUUUCUGCGGCCCCCACCACUCAGCACUUACCCAGGACUUUUCACCACUUUUCCCAGACUCCUCCCCUAGCAGGGCCUCCGAAGGCCUGUCACCUCCCUGCCUUGUCUCCUGGGCCAUAGCGACUCUUUUUUCAGUGUCUUUUGCUAAAUAUGCCAUUUUUGUAUAAAUAAAAGAUAAUUUGGAGUUGUUCUCUCACCUCUUAA
Ailuropoda melanoleuca (giant panda) is the source of this 1331-nucleotide messenger RNA. RefSeq names its product cyclin dependent kinase 2 associated protein 2 (gene CDK2AP2). The transcript is spliced from 4 exons. The coding region runs from base 483 to 866 and encodes 127 amino acids. The record is from RefSeq and is a predicted model, not a curated record. Gene Ontology annotation, cellular component: nucleus; microtubule; cytoplasm. NCBI's taxonomy places the organism in Eukaryota, Metazoa, Chordata, Mammalia, Carnivora, Ursidae. Gene Ontology annotation, biological process: negative regulation of G1/S transition of mitotic cell cycle; regulation of microtubule cytoskeleton organization.